Molecule: messenger RNA, 807 nt
Organism: Microthlaspi erraticum
Lineage: Eukaryota; Viridiplantae; Streptophyta; Magnoliopsida; Brassicales; Brassicaceae
Source: the annotation of a GenBank genome assembly
AUGCUCCAUCCAGAUGAGGAAACAAACAGGGCCCUACUCGAAGCUCACGGCCAUUUUCCUGUCGAAUCAUCAGAGAAAGUCUGGGAUUUGGUCCCGGCCAUCUUCAAGCCCGCAGCAGAUGCGACCAUGACAGUCCAAAAGCUGCUCCAAUUAGCACCAAAAAUGGUCAAUCUCCCACCUACAGGUUUGGGUAGAACCCCUCUGUUUCCUUGGAUUGUGUGGCAACUUUGGACAGCUAGGAAUAAACUCAUUUUUGACGACAAGCUCUUCUCGGAAAGAGAGUUAGUGUCAAGAGCUAUUAAGGAAGCAAGAAACUGGAAGGAGGCGCAGUUAGCGAUACCAGCUCAGAGGACUAGGGAUCCCACCCAAGCUAAAGAUGGACCCACAGUAGCCGAAUACUCUUGCUUUGUCGAUGCCGCUUGGUCAGCAGAAACAGGAAGUUGUGGCAUGGGUUGGUUUUUUCAAAAGGAUCAAGACUCCCUUAGACUUCAAGGAGCCUCCCACAGGUUAUGUGUAGGUUCAGCGCUGAUGGCAGAAGCUCUAGCUCUCCGAAGCGCUGUAGCUGCAGCCAAGACCCUCCAUUUUACCUCUGUGAGUGUCUUCUCAGACUCGCAGUCUCUCAUCUCGAUGAUUUCUUCAAGGAAUGCAUCAAACGAGCUCAAGGGAGUGCUUCAUGAUAUUUUUCAGUUGAGCACAGCCUUUGAGUCUAUUGGCUUCUUUCAUAUCCCUCGUUUAAGUAAUUCUGUAGCUGAUGCUAUUGCUAAAGCGGCUAUGCCGCAUGUUGUAACUUCUCCGUUUGGAGAGUAA